Messenger RNA from Oryctolagus cuniculus (rabbit), 2172 nucleotides. Its product is annotated as GTPase IMAP family member 5. NCBI's taxonomy places the organism in Eukaryota, Metazoa, Chordata, Mammalia, Lagomorpha, Leporidae. Gene Ontology annotation, molecular function: GTP binding. The record is from RefSeq and is a predicted model, not a curated record.
UUUGAGGAAACCCACAUACACUGUUCCUUUCCUAUUUCCAGGGGUCAUGGUCCCCGCCGACCCCACCCCACCCCUGAAGACAGAAUUUGCUGACAGCCUUUUCAUCUCUCACUGCUCUUGCAGUGAGACCAGGAGAAGCCCGUGAGAGGGGCUGUUGGAGGGAGCACUACUCCAAGGCUCUCCAUAGAACUCGGCAGACACCACACAGCCCACCAGCUCCGGUGUCAGCAAUCUUUGUAUGCGGUCCCCUCUAGAACAAAAUGGAAGAGCCUCUGAAGAAUGGAGAAGGUGCCUUCCCCCCAGACAGAGAUGACAGCUGCACUCCAGGGUCACCACCUUUGAGGAUCAUCCUGGUGGGCAAAACAGGCAGUGGGAAAAGUGCCACAGGGAACAGCAUCCUCUGCCAGCCAGUGUUUGAGUCCAGGCUGGAGGCCCGGUCCGUGACCAGGAGAUGCCAGCGCGAGAUGGGCACGUGGAACGGGAGGAGCCUCCUUGUCGUCGACACGCCCCCCAUCUUUGAGUCCAAGGCCCAGACCCAAGAGGUGUACGAGGAGAUCAGACGCUGCUACCUGCUGUCUGUCCCAGGGCCCCACGUGCUGCUCCUGGUGACCCAGCUGGGACGCUUCACAGACCAGGACAGCAUGGCAGUGAGGAGGCUGAAGGAGGUGUUUGGGGCAGACGCCAUGAGGCACGUGGUCAUGCUCUUCACCCACAGGGAGGACUUGGAGGGCCAGUCCCUGGAUCAGUAUGUCACCAACACGGACAACCUCGGCCUGAAGGGCGCGGUCCUGGAGUGCGGGAGGCGAUUCUGCGCCUUCAACAACAGGGCCUCUGGGGAGGAGCAGCAGAGGCAGCUGGCGGAGCUCAUGGCUGUGAUCGCGGGGCUGGAGCGGGAGCUCGGGGGCUCCUUCCACAGCAACGACCUCUUCUUUCAGGCGCAGGUGCUGCAGCAAGGUGGACAAGGGCCCAUGGAAGGAGACUACAGGUGCUUCCGGGACAAGGUGAAGCUGCCGGUGGAAAGGCAGAGGCAGGAGCUGAGAGAGCGUGAGAGCAACUGUGUGCUCCAGGCCCUGCUCAGCGUCAAGAACUGGGUGAUUCUGAAUUAUGAGAUCUGUGCUGUGUGUGUUUGGUGCAGCCUGUUUGUUCUUCUUAUUAUCCUCAUCAUCUUCCAUCUUGCUUAAUUCUUUGUGCUGUAGCAUUUUCUAAAGUAUCACCUGGUGAGUUCACUGUUCCAAGUGCCGCUAAUUCAGAAUCAGAUCAACUUUGAAGACACUGCUUGCUGUCUGCACCACAUCUCCUUCUCUGUCUCCCUGAUAGUACCUGCUUUCAGGCCUAAAUACACCCCCUUCUCUUUGCCAGUGACUCUUUCAGAAAUGGGCCUGGAAACCCAUGUCAACCAAUGAGAAGUGCCUCCAAGUAUGCUGUAGAAGGUUGCAAAGUUUCUUCUGUCCUGGGGCAAACCACAGAAUCAGAUAGACCCACUCACCUCUUUCUCUGGGCAAUGAUGGAUCUAGGUGCAAUGUGUGGGUCUUCAGCAGCCACUUUGCUACCCAUCUGAGGUUGUAGGCUCACUUUACUUACUUAUUUAUUUUCCAAGAGCUCUAGCCCUAGUUGACAGUAUUUUUGGGUUUAUUGUACUUUAAAAUUUUCUUUACUACAGAUUUCAUGUAUUUCAUAUGUACAUUUCUAAUAAGAUAACCAUAUUUCCCUCCAUUCCCCUCUCCUUCCCUCAAUCCACCUCCUUCCUUCUUUUCUCUUUUUUCCCCUAAUUUUUGCAAAGAGAUACUUUUAAUCCACCCUAUAAUCAUGGGAUUAAUUCACCACUAGUCAUAGUAUUAAAUAAAUAAAUGUAGGAAGACCAUACUUCCUCAGGGGUAUAAACAAGGGCUAAAAAAAUUACAAGACUUCUGUUUAAUUUCUAUACAUUUUUGUGUUCUAUAAUAUCAGAGAAACAUAUAACAUUUGUCUUUUGGGGACUGGCUUAUUUCACUAAGCAUAAUGUUUCCAGUUAAAUCUAUUUUGUUGCAAAAGGAAGAAUUUCUCUCUUUUUAUGGCUGAUUAGUAUUUCAUAGUGUAUAUAUACCAUAUUUUCUUUAUUCAGUCAUCAGUUGAUGGAUAUCUGGGUUGAUUUCAUAUCUUAGCUGUUGUUAACUGAGCUGCAAUAAACAUGGG